UUGAAUGUGAUACUGGAGGCUGAAGUCUUUUGAAGUCGCUGGUUCUUUUCUCCGUUAACUGAAUCUCUGGGUGAAGAGAGGGCCUGCCUUUGUCUUUCAGGCCGGGAAAGGUAAUCAACGCCGCUCACGUAUUCCUCUUCCGGCGAGCCAGAUGCUGUCAGCUCCGAGCGUGUAGAAACUGACGGUCCCAGCCCUCAUUUCCCAGGCCCAAAUCUUUGACCCAGUUGAGAGUACAGCCUCUGGAGCCUGACUGGGUUCACUUUCUGCCUGUUGUGACAUAUCUGAUCUAGGGUUUACUCCGUAUAGUAUUAUAAUGCUACCUGAUGUACCAUGCUUUCUUGUGAUAUUUGUGGUGAAACAGUAACCUCAGAACCAGAUAUGAAGGCUCACCUCCUAAUUGUUCACAUGGAAAAUGAAGUUAUAUGUCCAUUUUGCAAGUUGUCAGGUGUGAAUUAUGACGAAAUGUGUUUUCAUAUUGAAACUGCUCACUUUGAACAAAAUGAACUAGAAAGAAACUUGGAAAGGGUCAACACAAGACAGUAUGAAACUUCAGAUAACAGGGAGGACAACACCCUACAGUGUAGAAUGGAAAUUAAUUCAAGUAUUCAUUCAGCUGGUGCAUCUAAUCAUCCGAAAAUUUCAGCUCAAAGCCUGCCUAAGGAUGGUACUUUAAACCACAAAGCCUUUUACUCGGAGAACUUAACUGAGUCUAGAAAAUUCCUGAAAAGUAAGGAAAAACAGUGUGACUUAUCCAAAAUAAAAGGAUCAAUUUAUGAAACAAUGUAUAGUCCUCCCGAUUGUCCAUUCUGUGGAAAAAUAGAAGAUUGUAAUCAAGACAUGGAAACUCACGUGAAAACAAAGCAUGCCACUUUAGACACUCCAUUAGAAGAUUGUGAUCAACCACUGUAUGACUGCCCUAUGUGUGGACUCAUCUGCACAAAUUACCAUAUUCUCCAGGAACAUGUAGACUUGCAUUUGGAAGAAAGCAGUUUUGGACAAGGAAUGGAUAGAGUCCAGUGUUCUAAAGAUCUAGAAUUGGCUCACCAGCUUCAACAAGAAGAAGACAGAAAGAGAUCUGAAGAAUCAAGACAAGAAAUGGAAGAAUUUCAGAAGCUGCAGCGACAAUAUGGUUUAGAUAAUUCUGGAGGGUACAAACAACAGCAACUCCGAAAUAUGGAGAAAGAAGUAAAUAGGGGAAGAAUGCAUCCAUCUGAAUUUCAUAGAAGAAAAGCUGAUAUGAUGGAAUCACUAGCUAUUGGUAUUGAUGAUGGAAAAACAAAAACUUCUGGAAUUAUUGAAGCGCUUUAUAGGUAUUAUCAGAACGCUGCCACAGAUGUGAGGCAUGUGUGGCUUUCUACAGCGGUGGAUCACUUUCAGUCAUCUUUUGGUGACAGAGGUUGGGGUUGUGGUUAUAGAAAUUUCCAAAUGCUACUUUCAUCAUUAUUACAAAAUGAUGCUUACGGUGACUGCCUGAAAGGUAUGUCAGUUCCUUGUAUUCCAAAAAUUCAGUCUAUGAUUGAAGAUGCAUGGAAGGAAGGUUUUGAUCCUCAGGGUGCCUCUCAACUUAAUAACAAGUUACAGGGAACAAAGGCCUGGAUCGGAGCAUGUGAAGUAUAUACACUUCUGACUUCCCUAAGGGUAAAGUGUCAUAUUAUUGAUUUUCACAAGUCAACUGGUCCUUUGGGUACACACCCUCGCUUAUUUGAAUGGAUAUUGAAAUAUUAUUCUUCAGAAAGGGAAGGGAGUCCAAAAGUAGUGUGUACAUCUAAACCUCCUAUCUAUCUUCAGCAUCAAGGUCAUAGUCGAACAGUUGUUGGAAUUGAAGAGAGAAAAAACCGAACAUUAUGUUUAUUAAUUUUUGAUCCCGGAUGUCCUUCUCAAGAAAUGCAGAAACUAUUAAAGCAAGACAUGGAGGCUAGCAAUCUCAAGCAGCUUCGGAGAUUUGUGGGAAAUUUAAAACAUAAACAAUACCAGAUAGUGGCAGUAGAGGGUGUACUUACUUCAGAGGAGAAAGUUGCCAGGAAACAAGCUUCUCAAGUCUUUACAGCUGAGAAGAUUCCUUGAAGAAUUAAGCAUUUCAGUGAUUGUGGGAUUUUAUUUUCCAAAUUCUGAUAUUAAACUCCUUAAUACAAUUUACGAAUCUGUGAACUCUCUAAAUACUCAACUUUUAGUUUCUAAAAUGUCUAAAUUAUACCUUUAGUGCUGAUUUAGUAAUUAUUCCAAUAAAAUAAUGUUAUUUUCAUUGUGAGUUUUGUAUUUUCUUAUCCAUGUUCAGAAACUGGUUCUGUAUUAUGGUCGUAUGUAAUAUUUAUUGGGUUCUUAUUUGUGGUAGGUAGUCUUAGUAUUCUUCAUGUAUUAAUUAGUUUAAUCUUCAAAAUAGUUCUGUUAGACAAGUACUAUUUUAACUGUGUGAGGAAGCUGAAGCUCUGUGAGAUUAGUAAUUUGCCUGGGAAAAUUGUCAUAAUCCAGGAUCUGAACCCAGGCUGUCUCAUUUCCAAGCUCUUACCAACAUAACAUUCUGCUUUCUUCUGCUGUACAACAUAUAUAAUGAAAUUCCCUUCUCACCACUUACAAAUAACCUUAAUAUUUAAUAGGUAUAGCUCUAAAAAGAAGGGUUUGCUUUUGUUAAAUAUUCACACUCUUAUCCAUACAAUUGUGAUUUAGAGCCUUGUGUUUAAUGUGUCCCGUAAGGAAGAAACUUCCAGAUUGGUGUUGGAUGUGCCAUGUAAGGUUGCAAGAAAGAAUACUACUCUGGCCAAUUUAAGCAGAAGGAAAUUCUCUGAAAGAUUAUCAGAGGAGCUCACAGAAUCCACAGUUAACUAGGGAACUGUGCUGGAACCAAGACAACUCUAGAGGCUAGAAUAUGGUCUAAUAUUGCAGAACCCAGGUUAGGAGCCGAGGAGAAUGUCUCUGCUCAAAAUUCCUAUUUUAGAGAGGGCACAUCUGAUUGGCAUGAUGUGUGCCUUGGACAGAGGCAGUUUCUCCAAAGGAAGUCAGGCUAGAUGAGGAAAUGGAUAUUAACAAAAAAAGAAAAGCCACAAAUGUCUACUAUACUAUGAAAAAUGAACAAGAAUAUACUUGAAGUUGUAUAAAUAUUAGCUACUCCAUCAAAUACUGAAAGUUGUCUUCCAAGACUGAAUAAUACAAUUGGGAAAUUUUGGAAACCAUCCUUUCUAAUAUUUUGUCCUUCAGAUUGGUAACCAGGUUUCUACUUUGUAUCCCUGCAGUUUUCCUUUUUCAUUCCACCAUUACCUCUUACCUAGAUAAUGGAAUAACCUAAAUGGUUCCUGUGGGUCCACGUGCUACACUGAGGCCAAAACAUUCGAUACAAAUGUGAUUUUGGCAAGUCCUAGUUGAGUCCUCUUCAUUGUUUACGGAUGAAAUCCAGACAUCCUGCACAAUCUGGGCCCUGCUUACCUCUCCAGGCUAAUUUCUCACCAUUCUCAAAAUUUCACUCCUUUCAGCCCUUUAGUAUUUGCCAAAAUACUGCUGGGGCUGCCUAGGACUCUUCUCCCCUUAGUUCACCUCUUCGAAGUGCUUCCUGAACUGCUCAAGCCUGAAUAAAUGCACCUUCUGUUUGAUAAACAAUGUUUGCCAAAGUGUAGGUCAGUGAUCUGCGAAUUGUGUCAGUAGCCUCAGGGUGUCUGGCACAAAUGGGACUUGAAAUAACUUUUUUAGUGAAUGAAAAGACAGUUUUAGUGAAGCAGUGGUAGAAAAAUUAAUCUGAAGUCUCUGGAAAUCCCAGUCAGCCAUCUCUGUGCAAAUCAUUUUUCCCCUAUCAGAGCAAACCAAUUUCUGUGGAAUAAAAAACGACAUUGAGAAAGUUCCUUAAGAAGUAACAAGUAAAAGGGUUAAAAUUUUGAUUCUUCUCACAGUCUGAGCUGGUGAUGGAAUUAUUAACCCAUCCUUAUCAGGAUUUUUGGCCUCAACACCCCUUGAUGCUCAAUAAAUACUGAAGUCCCCAAGAAGCUUUUGUGGGUUAGAUAUUUCCAUUUUUGCCAUAUUAGAAAUUAAACCCGAGACAUUCUAUGGACCAGACAACCAAGAUGGCGCAGUAGGUAAACGCUGUGUUUACCUUCUGUCACAACCACAUCAAAAUUACAACUCAUCUAUAAAACCACCAUUAUUGAAAGUCGCCUAAAAUCAAGCUGAACUGAAGCCUUUCAACUAGGGACGCGCAGAAGCCACCUCCAGACUGGUAGGAAGGGCAGAGACGUGGCAUGGGCUAGUCCCGUACAUGCAUGUGACCAUUAAAGAUCAGGAGGGCUAUUUCGGCUGUGUGUGUGGGGGUCCCCCCAUCCCUUAAAGGAGCAAGAGAUACCAGCCCCACCCCAGCCCAGUGUUCCAGUGCUGGGGAGAAAAGUCCCCAUAAUUUCUGCCUGUGAGAACCAGCAGAGAUUGUGACUGAGUGAGACUGAGGACAGCUGCACUCAGGCUCUUCUCUUAAAGGGACCCACAGAUGGAAUCACUCGCUCUGAGUUACAGCAUUGGGCCAGCAGCUGGAAAGGUGGCAGGGACAAAUGGUGGGGAAUUGUCUGGCUUGGGAUGGGGGCUGGAGAGGUGGCUUUCUCCUGAACGGGGGAGCUGGCGGAGGCCAUUGUUUCUUUGUUGAGCUCUCCCCCUUCCAGGUGUGUGAACACAGGUGGCCACCAUUUCUGAGUUUCUGCUGUUUGUUCACCCCGCCCUGGAGAUUUGAGACCUGGCCCCACACAACUUUGAGGCACACCCAGGCCACUUCCAGGGCUUUUUCCAUGCAGACCGCCAGCCUUGGCUCAAGCUGCAGACUUUCCUAGACUCUCAAAGGUUCGUGGAACCCAGACAAGCAACACCUGUCUUGAGUGUGUCCUAUACCUCUGGCUGAGCAGCCCUAAGCUGGCACUAGUGACAGCCGGCCUUGGUUCGUGUCUUUGCCUCUCAAGGUACUUCCAAGCAUAGUACAGGUGGCAGACAUCUUCGGAUUUCUUUGUGGCUCCCUCUAGGUGGCCCCAGGUGGGGCACAGAUUGGUUGAAGUAGACCUAUAGCGGAUCCCCUCCACGGUGGUCCUGGGGCUGGCAUCCCAGUGGCCAGCUUCAAAACGAGCUGGAGCAUCACUCAGCUGCCUCCAAGUCUGACACACCCAGGGGGUGGAUUGGGCAGGCACCAGAGUCCUGCUGAGGCAGAUCCUGCUCUGUAGGGUCAGCCCCUGUACAACAAUUCUUCCACUGUAGUCUGGGCCAUUCCUCACAACCAGUGAGCCCAAGGGUCAGUCCCUCACAUUGAUGUGUAAUUAUCACCCAAGGCUCAACUACAAGAGGAGGGCACAUACAACCCAUGCAAGAGACACACCUGG
Messenger RNA from Rhinolophus ferrumequinum (greater horseshoe bat), 5330 nucleotides. It is a transcript of the gene ZUP1, whose product is annotated as zinc finger containing ubiquitin peptidase 1. The record is from RefSeq and is a predicted model, not a curated record. NCBI's taxonomy places the organism in Eukaryota, Metazoa, Chordata, Mammalia, Chiroptera, Rhinolophidae.